Cloeon dipterum is the source of this 2481-nucleotide messenger RNA. RefSeq names its product leucine-rich repeat-containing protein 45-like. The transcript is spliced from 12 exons. Gene Ontology annotation, molecular function: protein binding. Gene Ontology annotation, cellular component: centrosome. NCBI's taxonomy places the organism in Eukaryota, Metazoa, Arthropoda, Insecta, Ephemeroptera, Baetidae. The record is from RefSeq and is a predicted model, not a curated record. The coding region runs from base 133 to 1983 and encodes 616 amino acids.
GUGCUUGUCUCAAAUUCCACAAGUUUCAUGUAAUUCACGCAAUUUUGCAUUGCUUGCAUUUUAUAUGAACGCGUGGCGCGUGCGCUUCAUGCUGGUUUGAAUUUAAACUAAUUCAACUCAUUGAUGUGAAAAAUGAGCGGUUUGCGUGCUGAGUACCAGGAACUGUGCAACCAAUUCGAACUAGAGCCAGAAGCCUCAGUGGAAAAGGCUUUAAAAAAUGCUAACACUUCAGCGUGUCUUACGUUCCAAGGAGACACAACCCUGUCUGCUACUACGUGCCAAAUUCUCGCUAAGAUAAUUUCAUCGACUCAUGCACUCAUCAAGCUGGACUUUUCCAACUGCAUGCUCCCAUCCCCUGGUGUUGUUGAUUUACUGUGUGGACUCAAGAAAAACAAAUCUGUCAGAGAACUGGACAUGAGCAGCAACAAUUUGCAGGCUGACUCUGCUUUGCAUCUGGGCACUUACCUGAGACAUAAUAAAACUCUAGAAAGGUUAUUCUUGCAAUGGAACUCGCUGGGUCAGAGCAAAGAAACAUUUGCCAUUCUUAGUGAAGCCAUUGGAGCAAACCAAAGUUUGCAGGAACUAGAUUUGAGGAAUAAUAGUUUGACUGCGGUUUCCACUGAGGACUUGGCUUUUGCAAUUAAAUCUAACAAAUCACUGAAAACAGUUGAUUUGCGUUGGAACGCAUUGGGUCCAGGCGAUGGGAGAAGUUUGCUUCACGCAGUUCAAGAUUCGCCACAGCUAACGUCUAUUCAAUUGGAUGGAAACUUGUUCACUGCUGAUAUGAUUUUGACCAUUGAAUUGGCCGCCUCUCAUAAUGCUGAUAUGAUGCAACUUGCCCGUGAGUGGGAAGCGCGGUGUGAUAUCCUCUCCAAGCACACAGCCCAACUGGAAAAGAGAGAUGGGAAAAGGUCCUCUGGUGUUCGCUUCUUGUUGCAGCAGCAGGGACAAAAAAUUAACACUAUGAACAAAGAGCAACGUAAUGAAAUGAUCAAAGCCGAGGAGCAGCUGUUUGUCAAUAAAAAAAGGAUGGAAACGAUGGAAUCCCUUAUACUUGACAGAGAAGAUCAAAUAGAAACGCUGCAAGAGAUGAACAAAUCAUUGCAGCAGGAUAAAGAUAUGGAGUCAACUGAGUUAGGCGAGCAACUUGGACUUGUCCGCGAGCAAUUGUUCAGUGCUCAAACUCUUAUCCAAACUCUCAAAAUGAAAAUCCAAGAGUUAGAGGCAGAGAAAAAAGGUUUACAGCUGGAAAACUCUCACCUGAAAGAUAGCAUGAGCUUGCACAAUACAAACUGUGAAGACGUGAUUAAAGCUGCGGAGGAGAGAGCCAAAUCUGCAAUUCACAAAGCUAGGCAGGAGAAAACUGAGAUUGAAGAGGAGAUUAAGAAAAUGCAGCGAAGCUAUGAGGAUAAGCUGAGAAAGAUAAAUGAGUUGCGAGCUGACCUGGAGACGCGCAUACAAAGUCAAAAUCAAUCGCACCUUGAAGCGUUGACUACCCUGAAAAAAAAUAUGCUUGAUAAAGAGGAGAAAAAUUUGGAUAUUUGGGCAAGUGAAAAAGCUGAACUCCAAUCUGCUGUGGAGAAGUGCAGAAGCAAGUUUGAUUCACUUCAAAAAGAUAUGCAGCUCAAAACUGAAGAAGCAGCUAAAAUGAGUUUAACUAUUUCCGAACUGCAGCAGGUGGUUUCAAGAGAACAAGAUAAAAAUCUGACCCUUGUUGAAAAACUGGAAGAUUCAGCAUAUCGAAAGAGAGAGGCAGAAAGCCUGAAAGCUCAAAUUGCACUUGUUCAAUCAGAACUAAUCUCGCUCAGAGAAGAAAAGGACUCUCAGAUUAAGCAACUAACUGAAUUGCUUUCCAGCCAAGAAAAACACUAUGCUGAAUUAAGAUUUGGAGAAGCUCAGCGGACUGGCAUACUGUGCUCAGCUGUCACGCAGUACAUAACGAAAGUUGGUGCUACUGUAGGCUCAUCUGAAAAUAUACAGUGAAUUCAGUGAACUGACCUGGAGGAGAUGCGAAACAAUUGUAUUCAAAGUAGGUGUUUCUCUUUUUACCAAUCAUUGUAAGUUAUUUUGUUAACACCAAAGGACUACUUACCUUAAAAUUCAAUUGAGGUUAAUUUAUGCAUGAAUGAUCUUUACCUGCGGUUAUGGGUUAGGAAGGUGAUGCAUCAUUUUUCAAUUUGUUUGCUCCGAGAUGCUAUCUUGACACUGUAGACAUGGUUGGGCGGGGUCUUUGUACGUACAAAGAAGUGAGAAAACAUUUUUUAUUCUGGAGAUUGUUGGAUGAAGCAAGUGCAAUGUAAAUUUCUUCCCAGAAACGGUUCCACAUGAUGGAGCGAUAACCAAAUCGCUGCUGCUUCCAAGGGUUAUAUAUUUCUUGUCUUCAAAUGAAACUGUCAGUCGCAGUUGUUGUAUGAAGGGAACUAAUGAUUUUCAAUACCUGGAACAAAGUCAAUUAAUAAAAGUGCCUAUCUUUGUUUGAAA